Molecule: messenger RNA, 753 nt
Organism: Penicillium cataractarum
Lineage: Eukaryota; Fungi; Ascomycota; Eurotiomycetes; Eurotiales; Aspergillaceae
Exons: 3
Coding region: 1-753 (250 amino acids)
Source: RefSeq, a predicted model, not a curated record
AUGGCACUGAAUGGCAAGGUCGCUCUGAUUACGGGAGGUGUCAAGAACCUUGGAGCCGAAUCCGCGCGUGAACUUGCAGGAGUUGGUGCGAAUCUAGCCCUCCACUACAACUCGGCAAGCAGCAAGACCAACGCAACAGAACUGGAAGCCGAAUUGAAGCAGAGUUACCCAAACUUGAAGGUUGCAUUCUACCAGGGCGACCUCACGUCUGCGGCUGCCGUGGACAAGCUAUUUGAUUCGGUGCUCAAGGAGUUUGGAAAACUCGAUAUCGUGGUGAACACGGUGGGCAAGGUGUUGAAAAAGCCGAUCAUUGAUAUUUCUGAGGAAGAGUAUGAUUCGAUGUUCGCAAUCAAUUCCAAGGCGGCUUUCUUCAUUCUGAAAGCAGCUGCCCGUCAUAUCUCGGAUGAUGGCAAGAUCAUCACCAUCGUGACUGCCUUGCUGGGUGCCUUUACCGGGUUCUAUACUUCUUAUGCAGGAUCAAAGGCACCCGUGGAGCACUUUACCAGAGGUGUUUGCAAGGAAUUGCAGGCUCGGCGUGUGAGUGUGAACAAUGUGGCACCAGGCCCGAUGGAUACUCCGUUCUUCUACCCACAAGAAUCGCCCGAAGCGGUUGAGUUCCAUAAGAGCAAUGGCAUGGGAAACCGAUUGACGAUGGUCCAGGACAUUGCGCCAGUGAUUCGAUUCUUGUGUACUGACGGGGCGUGGAUCACUGGCCAAACGAUCUUUGCGAACGGCGGAUACACGACUCGCUGA